AUGUCACAUAUCCGACGCCCAAUUAGCGGCAUUUUGACGCCUAGCCUCAACAGCACCCGCCGCGUUCGUCUCGCCAUCUCACCACCAUCGUCAUGUCGGCAGCAGCAGCGCCGCACAUUCAUCAAUGAGGCACUGACGCCGCUCGUCGACUCGACCGCGCACGUCUUUACCUCCAUUCACAAUGCCGGCGUGCCCUGGUAUCUAACGAUCCCGCUUGUGGCGCUCGGCAUCAACCUCAGCGUGCGCCUGCCGAUGCAGCUGUACAUGCAGUCGCUCGACCGGAAGCGCAGCGCCAUCAAGCCCCUCGUCGUCGCGUGGUCGGUCCGCCACGCCGGAAGGCCGUUCCCCGGCCCGCUAGAGCGCAAGAAGAUGCACGUCGCAAAGGAGACGGAAAAGUCGCGGAAGCGGCUAUACAAGACCUGGGGCGUGCCCUUGUGGAAGCAGUUCAUCCCGCUGUCUUCGAUGCUGCCGUUUGUUGUCGUGUCUGAAGCGCUGCGCCGGCUGUCUGGCGUCUCCAUGUUCGACGCGGCAGCAGCAGUAGGGUCGGGCGCCGGCGGCGAGGUCGUCGCCAAGGCGUCUGCGACGGCCUUGGAUUCGUCCCUGCAGACUGGCGGCUGCCUGUGGUUUACAGAUCUCAUCGCCACGGAUCCGUAUAUGGGCCUGCCAUUCCUCUGCUCGGGACUGCUGGCUGCCAACCUGUUCAGCCGGAUGGGCAUCAAGCAGUGGGGAGACACAAUCAUGGAACGGCCGUCCGUCGAUAUUGCCAGCCAGCGGCUUUUGAGGGGUCUGCUACGAUUGACCAUUUUCGUGCCGCUGAUGCCGCUUUGCUUUACGUACUUGCCUGCUUCCGUCUUUCUGUACUGGGCGGCAAACUUUGCAUUCCAGCUCGUCAAUGUCAACUUUGUCAGGCGAGCUCUUCCGGAGGGAAGGAGGAUAUUGAACUGGAAGCCAAUUGAGCCGAAGCUCAUCUCCUAUGUCCGCCGACCGAGCUAUGAUGCGUCUCAAAAGAAAUAA
Messenger RNA from Akanthomyces muscarius, 1014 nucleotides. RefSeq lists its product as uncharacterized. The record is from RefSeq and is a predicted model, not a curated record. Lineage: Eukaryota; Fungi; Ascomycota; Sordariomycetes; Hypocreales; Cordycipitaceae. The coding region runs from base 1 to 1014 and encodes 337 amino acids. Gene Ontology annotation, cellular component: mitochondrial inner membrane. Gene Ontology annotation, molecular function: membrane insertase activity. The transcript has a single exon. Gene Ontology annotation, biological process: mitochondrial respiratory chain complex IV assembly; protein insertion into mitochondrial inner membrane from matrix.